Raphanus sativus (radish) is the source of this 1129-nucleotide messenger RNA. RefSeq lists its product as uncharacterized. The transcript is spliced from 2 exons. The record is from RefSeq and is a predicted model, not a curated record. NCBI's taxonomy places the organism in Eukaryota, Viridiplantae, Streptophyta, Magnoliopsida, Brassicales, Brassicaceae. The coding region runs from base 283 to 861 and encodes 192 amino acids.
ACUCCUCAAAGUUUAUCUGGUCGGGUUGGGCAAAAGCUAACAAGAAAAGGGCAUAAAAAAAGAAAAGACAUAUCUGAUCAACCCGGCCCACUUUAACCUCUUUGUUGGCCGCGCUACAUGUUCUAACGCGGCCAUCUCACAAAGAACAUAUAUUAAAUUACACACACAAGAUUCAAAAGCUUAAAGCUUUGAUAGUAACCAAGAAAGAACCCUAGCUUGCAUCACAAGCCACAUCUUCAUAAAACACGUUAGCUUCCUAUCACUCUACUUUAUACAAAAAAAAUGGUGAGAAGAAGAGAAAACCUUACGUUAUCAGUCUUAACACCGCCCCUUGGCGAGGCCAAGACGGCAGCAACAACUCCGGUGGGUUUACAGAAGCCGAAGAAACGGUUAUCAAAACAAUUAUCUAUGUUGGAGACACCACGAGACAUUGCUUGGGAAAGAAGAAGACGUCAGAUGAUAAUGAUUCAGGAGAAGAAGAUGCUUCACAAAGGCGUUUCAGACAAUCUUAGUGAACAGACUAAACUAACAGAUGAGGAUUUAAACGAGCUUAAAGGAUCCAUUGAGUUAGGCUUUGGUUUCAGUGAAGAAGCUGGACAAAAGCUUUGCAAUACUUUACCAGCUCUUGAUCUUUACUUUGCAGUGAACCGUCAGCUCUCUCCUCUCCCAUCACCUAGCAGCAGCAGCCGUACUAGCAGCGCAUCUUCAUCAGCUUUCUCGAUGAGUAUUCCUGGUAGUCCCAAGAAAACUGAUUCAGAUUCAUUGAAGAUAGUAUGUCCAGGGGACAAUCCUCAACAAGUGAAGCAGAGAUUGAGACAUUGGGCACAAGCAGUUGCAUGUUCUGUGAUGCAGACUUAUUGAUAAAGUGUAUAUGUGAUUGUAAGCUUCAAUCACUCAGAUUUUCUUUUGAGAGAUAGGAAGUUCAAGAAUCAUUUAAUCAAGAUUCUGAAGACAAGAAAAGCAUAAAAAAGAUAGAGAAGAAGAUUGUGUAUAUACUUUUAUGCUAAGGGAACAAAAGAUGAGAAAACAAAAAAUGUCUUUUCUUGUUCAUAAACUGUAUACCCAAAAAAAGAAAAAAUUCGGUAUGGUCUUGGACUUGAUAAUUAUAAAAUGAGAAAUUCUUCUAAUC